GUUGUCUUCUUGCCGUGUCGUCAAACUGUCAAAUCAGCUAGCUAGCUGCUCUGGAGUGUUCUACUGUGGCUCAUUGUUCUAGGAUUAUUAUUAAAGACUAUUACAAAGAAUGAGAAGAGUUACUCUUUUUGUGAACGGGACGUCCAAAAAUGGCAAGGUGCGUACAGUUAGUUUAGCUAUUGGGCUAACGAUAGCUAACUGUAAGGUAAGACUAGCAAUGUAAUGUAAUGCGGUCCGUAGCUUCGAUGCAACUAAGCGAGUUUGUAACAGCCAAAUGUCCCAACAAACUCGCAUAGUUGCAUCAAAGCUAUGCGGCCCUUAUAAUUUGUGUAGCUAGUUUACUUUGCGCGCUAACGCUAGCUAUUUAAUAUGAUAGGUUGUUUGGCAUUACGAACAAACGUAGCUAUCUGCUAACUAAUUUCCUAGUUAGCUAUCUGGCUACAUUAAAGGUAGACUCAGAAAUAUGACAUCAUCAUUCAAAAUGUGGCCACUUCCUUACAGACGUCAACAACAGUGUUUUCAAACCAACAACAUUUAAACCUGUGACCCACCAUUGCCUCUUAACAAUGUUGGUAUGUUUCAAGGGAGGGGGCACAUUCGGAAGAACUGGUGCCAGUCUUGGUAGAUUUUAACUUUGUUGUUGACAUAUGUAUAUAAGCAGUUGUCCAACUAUUACAUUUUAGGGCACAUCGACAGAUUUUUCACCUAGUCGGCUCGGGGAUUAGAACCAGCGACCUUUCGGUUACUGGCACAACGCUCUUAACCACUAAGCUACCUGCCGCCCCAAUAUAUUAUCAUGUCAUAUUGCUGAGUCUACCUUUAAGUUUGCUAGCAAGAGAGAAUGGGUUUACCCAAAUCAGUCUUUUUUGUGUGACAAUAACUCUGUUUUCCUUCAUUAGGUUGUAGCUGUGUAUGGGACCUUGGCUGACCUGUUGUCUGUAGCAAGCAAUAAAUUGGGAAUCAAAGCCUGUAAUUUAUACAAUGGAAAAGGUGGUCUUAUAGAUGACAUAGCACUCAUCAGGUAGGGUACAUUUCCUUCAACACUUUGUAGUUUCAUGUACUUGGAAUGUCCUUACUCAGGCCAAUAUUACAUAUUCAUUUCUCUACUAUUCCUUAUUAUAGGGAUGAUGAUGUUUUGUAUGUCUCAGAGGGAGAACCCUUUGUUGGUGAGUUUGUGUCCUCUAAAUCUUUCCUAGUCUUUGCAAACCAUUUGGUUCUGAAGAAUGAGGUGGUGAGUUAUCCCUCUGAAUAAUGUUAUUAUCUUAGACCCACAGAAUGAUGUCAGGGCUACAGACGGCCUGCCUAGGGCACACACAGAUUGGCUGACCCUUAAUAUUGGGGGGCGUCUCUUCACCACCACACGGUAAGCAAUGGAGGAGUUGUUUCUAAUGUCUGUGAACAUCAAAAGUCACAUAGGAAUAUCUCUGUUAGUAUUAUUGCCAUCCACUUUAUUAUUUGGUCACGUUUUUCCUCAAAAUUAUGGUCCUUUUUACAGGAGCACCUUGGUCAGCAAGGAGCCAGAGAGCAUGCUUGCUCAUAUGUUCCGGGAGAAGGGUAAACAGUAAUUAAGUUUGUCACAUCUAACACUGCUGACCUUAUACAAGAUACCUUUUCUGUUGUAAUUUACCCAUAAUGAUGGCCUCUCUUUGCUCUGCAGAUGUAUGGGGUAACAAGCAGGAUGAACGUGGGGCUUACCUGAUUGACCGCAGCCCAGAAUACUUCGAGCCUAUUCUUAAUUACCUGCGACAUGGCCAGCUCAUUAUCAAUGAAGGAAUCAAUUUACUUGGUAUGUAUGGCAUUUACAGGCGGCGCAUUAUCUUUAUUCUACAAUAAAGCUCACAGAUUAAUGAUAUCACUUCAGUUGUACAUGUUGACUACAGUAUUUAUAUUUCUGAAAUCUUGACAACAUAUUGGCUUUAAUCAGUAAAUCUAAUCUGGGUUUCAGGGGUUUUGGAGGAGGCUAAAUUCUUUGGAAUUGAGCAGCUGGCUGAGCAGUUGGAAGUAGCAAUAAAGGUGAAGAACUCAUGGCCUUAUGGAUGACAAGCAAGCUCCAUAUUUCAAAUGAUUUAUUUAAUUUCGUCACUGGAUAUUAAUCCAUGUCACCACAUGCUUUUCUCCAGAAUAACCAGCCACCUGAGGACCACUCUCCCAUCUCUCGCAAGGAGUUUGUUCGGUUUCUGCUGGCUACACCCACCAAAUCAGAGCUCCGCUGUCAGGUAAAACAACACAUUUUCUACAAGGCCAACACCCUGUUGAACAUUAGAUACAGUUUACCUAACAUAUGUGAACGUGAUAAAUAAUACCUCUCUCCAUCCAAAAGGGACUUAAUUUCAGUGGUGCUGAUCUCUCUCGCCUUGACUUGCGCUACAUCAACUUCAAGAUGGCCAACCUGAGUCGCUGCAACCUGACACAUGCCAACCUAUGCUGUUCAAACCUGGAGCGGGCUGACCUCUCUGGGGCCAACCUCGAUGUAAAUCCAUUAGCUCCUUCAUUAGCUUAUGAAACCUACCUGUUACAGCGUGUCAACAUUUGAGAAAUUAGCAGUAUUUUGAGGGGACUGAUUUUGUCUUUCUGUUUUAGGGUGCUAACUUGCAGGGUGUAAAAAUGCUCUGUUCAAAUGCUGAGGGGGCGUCUCUCAAAGGAUGCAAUUUUGAGGACCCGUCUGGACUAAAGGCCAACUUGGAGGGUAAACUGUAAUUUAUUUGUAUUAUAAGAGGGAUGAGAAAUAUGGAACUGGAAACACUUGUAUAACCUCUGGUGUUGAACAUCUAAUGUCUGUCUCAUUAGGUGCCAAUCUGAAAGGGGUCGACAUGGAGGGAAGUCAGAUGACUGGAAUUAAUCUGCGUGUGUCCACUCUAAAAAAUGCUAAACUGAAGAACUGUAACCUACGGGGUGCCACUUUGGCAGGAACUGAUCUUGAGGUAAGCAGAGGGCAUUUAAGAGGAUUAACCUUGAGACAAAAAUAUCAAGUAAAUCUGAAACAAAUGAGAUCAGACAGCUCUUGUAAUCAUUUUGUUUGUUGUUGGAGGUUUAUCAGAUACCAUAAAGUUGCAUCCAUCCUAAGAUAACUGUUUUAUUACUGUGACAUCUAAGGUUAUUGUCAAGAAUACUGACUGGUUAGUACCAAGAAUACUGACAGUUUUGUUUUACUCCUCACAGAAUUGUGAUCUGUCUGGCUGUGACUUACAAGAGGCCAACUUGAGAGGGUCCAAUGUGAAGGGGGCCAUUUUUGAAGAAAUGCUGACUGCAUUGCACAUGUCUCAGAGUGUCAGAUGACUCUCCUGCACAACCCUGCACAUUCCACCUGGAUUCAGGCUGGUUAAUCUCAUGGAUGCCUGGCAACGAUGUUAUUAUGCCAGCAAAUCCCACCCACCCCUACUAUCAAGCUUUCUGGACCCUUAUGCAAUACAUACAUUUUUAUGCACAUCCCACAUCCCUUCCACCUGAUAUACUAGCUUUAAAUCUCUUGCACUAGAGCACAUCCAGGGUUAUCCAUUUAUGUUAUGUAGUGGAAGGUUUUAAAUGUCUGACUGUCUUUCCUUAUUUUUUUCCCAAAACCAAAAUAUUGAAUGUUCUUUAUGUAUGUUUACUAUUACGUUUUUUUUUUUUUAUUAUUUCAAGAUGUGUGUAUGUAUAUAUAUUUCUUGAUUAUUUAACACGGUUCUGUAAGUCAAAGAUUAUCAAACUAUAAGUCCAUGAAAGUUGAAAGUAAAAAUGUAAGGGCCUCAACCAAGACUGUGGUAUAGCAUAAGUGGGAGGUGGCAUGGUGUGACUGUACAUUCUUAUCAAUGUACUUAGUUUAAUUGCCAGAUAUGCUUUAUGUUUAGGAUGUUUAUUUUCUAAGUCAAAGCCAUACCGUAGCAUGGUGAAAAUGGCAUAAUAAUUUGCUGUUAUUGCACCACACAAUUAUGCUGUGGAUUUCAUUUUUCAUAUAAGACUGUGUGUGUUGAACUGUAUUCAACAGAAUUUCAAGUAUGCAAUGUACUCUUUCCUUGCUGCCUGUUUUUGGUGUUCUCUGUGAAUCUACCUCCUUAUUUUUACCACUGUCUGAUUGAUCUCUAGUCUAGUUGCAUGCAUUUCACUGUGGUUUUUGCCUCUUGUUGUAUGAAAUCCAUUAUUCAUCAUAUCCAAAUAUGAUAAGCAAUUUAUCGAAGUGAAUGUGUGUUUUAAUUGUGUUACUGUCAUGUUCAAGCUUGUGUAGCACCUAGUUGUAAGAGGAAGAUAGUUGUAUAACAACACUCCCGUCAAGGAGACAACAACCAAUGAACAGGGCAUUUCAUUCAGUCAUGUAUUGACAUUUUGCUUUGCAACUUCUGUUUUA
Coregonus sp. 'balchen' is the source of this 4321-nucleotide messenger RNA. The record is from the annotation of a GenBank genome assembly. NCBI's taxonomy places the organism in Eukaryota, Metazoa, Chordata, Actinopteri, Salmoniformes, Salmonidae.